AUGUUUCGCGUUGUGUCGUUUGGUUCACUUAUUCAGGACUCGCGUUUCUACUUCAAACGCAAUGGCAGAGUGACAACAAUGUAUCCUGACGGCUACACCAUCCAGAGACGCGUUUUUUCGAAGGGGAGGCGUACACGUGCCAAGAUCACACUCCCCGGCGAUGACGCUAAGAACGACUUGGGUGAGGUAUACUACACCGCUACUAUUAAGCGGAGGGACGAUGGUGGUCCGUGUUUUCAAGUAGUACGAAGUGAUAAGCCAGAUGUUAUCCACAGCGGUGAUCAAUGCUCCCCAGCGUGGCGCAAGGCCCUGGAAGCCGCAAAGCAGGACUUUCCCGAUGCCCAUAAAGAACUGGCGUAUGUAGGAUCUGAUGACAAGGGUUGUAUGAUCGUCCAGGGUGCCAUUCUGUUCGGGCUUACUGCAAAGCCUGUGGUGGACGAAUUGAACAAGAUGGCGAAGGCAUUAAGCAUAAAUGAGUGGUUGAGCACUAUAUCGGCGGACACCAAAUCAUUGGGAGACCCGAUAGGGAGCCCCAUUCCCUCUUCAUCUUCUCAGCCACGCAAGCCAAAGCAACAACUCGUCACGAGUUCACAACCCUCUCAGUCGUCCUCGUGGAAGACAAGGGGAAAGAAAAGCGUGGAGGCUCCUGAGGACGACGAUGUACCGUAUUGUGUCCGACUUUCCAAUAGUGAAGUUAGUGCCUCUGUACCUUGUUCCAUUUGCGGAUCGACAACGCCAUUUUGUCCAAUAACGGGAAAACGGCAUGACACAACGGGAAAGGGUGGAAGAGGGAGAAAGAAGUCUGAGUUGACGGAAGGGGCCGUUGCUCCAAGUGAGCCAACCGGGAAGAAAAGGGGAAGGAGGAAGAAGCAACCCCGUGAUGAUGAUGGAGCGGAAGGCUCUCAAAAUAUGAGUGCUUCCAGUGGCGAUGCGGUAAAGCGGCGGAGGACAUCAGAUGGAGCCACUGAAAGAGGCCCCUCCACCCGAGAUGCGAAGCGACAAAUGCUGCUGUUUGAAAACAACGGUAACGCAGUUGACGGGUCGUUGGCGAAUGGAGAAGUACCCUAUGCACCGCCCCCAGUACUGUUUCGGCCACCGCUUUCACCACCACAGUCGAAAGAGGCCCUGCGCGUUCUGCAGCGUACGCUACAGGCGUUGUCGGUCGUUCGAACACCAUUUACCUCUUUGUUACAACUGCGUGAACCAGGCGUCAAGAAGACCACACACGCCAGCAGCAAGUCUGACAAGGGAGCCGGCUCUCAGGCAAAUAUUAUUUCUGUUAAUGGUGCCGACACUGACGGAAAUGAUGCGGCUGCCGCUAGGAAACAAGCAGAAGAGGGAACGCAACACUUCCUUGACAUCGUAGACAUGGACAAAGGCACCCGGGCGAGACGUUACAUAAAAUUCAUGAAACUGUACACAAGUGAGAGGACCAAAAUGGAUCUGUUGAAAAAGGCUGCUAACAGCAACCCAGACUCAUCGUAG
Messenger RNA from Trypanosoma brucei brucei TREU927, 1485 nucleotides. RefSeq lists its product as hypothetical. Bases 1 to 1485 code for a protein of 494 amino acids. The record is from RefSeq and is a predicted model, not a curated record. Gene Ontology annotation, cellular component: nucleus. NCBI's taxonomy places the organism in Eukaryota, Euglenozoa, Kinetoplastea, Trypanosomatida, Trypanosomatidae. The transcript has a single exon.